Messenger RNA from Protopolystoma xenopodis, 231 nucleotides. NCBI's taxonomy places the organism in Eukaryota, Metazoa, Platyhelminthes, Monogenea, Polystomatidea, Polystomatidae. The record is from the annotation of a GenBank genome assembly.
CUUGUCGGCAGUCUCACGGAUCAACACGAGACCAUGUUCACCGCAAGCCCUAAUGGCCUAACUGCCCUCCAUUUCGCUGUUCUAUUGCCCGGCCAUAAGGGUGUCCAGAUCGUUCAGCUUCUGUUGAAUGCACUGGCUGAUCCGAAUGCUCGGGCCGGACCGGACACAAGCUUUCAAAUGGCAGGUUACAUACAGAAUGAAAGAGAUCCAGAAAAAACUUUUCCAUGGUGA